Perkinsus marinus ATCC 50983 is the source of this 972-nucleotide messenger RNA. RefSeq lists its product as hypothetical. Gene Ontology annotation, biological process: DNA integration; DNA recombination. Gene Ontology annotation, molecular function: DNA binding. The record is from RefSeq and is a predicted model, not a curated record. Lineage: Eukaryota; Perkinsozoa; Perkinsida; Perkinsidae. The transcript has a single exon. The coding region runs from base 1 to 972 and encodes 323 amino acids.
AUGUCCACCCCAGAAGAAAGAGCCCGUGCGAACACACGACUGUUGGAGUCAUCUCUGAAGCCCAAGACGAUGGCAUCGUACCAGACACCUAUACGAUUGUAUGAGAUGGGGUUCGGUGAAAUAUCGCACUCCAACCCUGUUACCCCGGACAAGUUGGUAUCGUUUAUCAGAGGGCUGACGAGUAGUCGGGAGAUAAUUUCUAGCACGGUACGGAAGUACACUUCUGCAAUAAGGUCCAUCAUGAUGAUACGUACUGGCAGGGCCUUUUCUCCUGAGGGGGAUGCCUUAGUUUCCCGUGCUCUUGCCAGUGCGGAUCGUAUCCUCUUAGACAAAGCAAAAGCGAAGAAGCAGGCUGCCCCCUUGCCACAAGAAUGCUUGCAUGCUCUAACUGAGAUGCACCUCACGCCGGGCAGUUCUCGAGACCAGAUCCGAUCAGCGGUACUAGUGGCAUCCGUUUUCAUGCUUCGCUUUGACCAGAUCCCACCUCUAGUUCGUGAGGAUAUAACGUGGCAGUCGAGCGAUGAUGGACUCCUGGUAUCUGUUACCUUCCACGACACUAAGACCUCCAGUCGUGAAGAGCGACAGACUCUCUGUGCAGAGGGGAUCUUCUGCAAGAAGACGUGGUGCAUUGCACACUAUUUGGUUAAUGUAUGCCGUGGCAUCACAACUGGAGAGACUGAGCAUAUCUUCCCUAUGUUGAAGGGUUCAACUAUUGGUAGGGAGCUGCGAGCUUUCUUGAUGGCUGAAUUCCCGUCGAAAGUUCUAUCGUGGGACAUUCCGAAUAUCACUGGCCAUAGCAUGAGGCGCUCUGGAGCUUGCGCCUUACUGGCUCGUAAUGUGCCGGCCGAACAAGUUCGUGUAGCGGGUAACUGGCGUUCUCGCGCAUGGGAAGAUUACGGAUUGCCUGAGAUCAAGCGUCAAUGCAGGACUCAUGCAGCGGAGAUUCUCAGUUCCCCAGACGUUGCGCGUUGA